This is a messenger RNA of Wyeomyia smithii (pitcher-plant mosquito), 16188 nucleotides long. RefSeq names its product neurobeachin-like protein 1. Gene Ontology annotation, cellular component: cytosol; membrane. The transcript has 20 exons. The record is from RefSeq and is a predicted model, not a curated record. NCBI's taxonomy places the organism in Eukaryota, Metazoa, Arthropoda, Insecta, Diptera, Culicidae. The coding region runs from base 150 to 8498 and encodes 2782 amino acids. Gene Ontology annotation, biological process: intracellular protein localization. Gene Ontology annotation, molecular function: protein kinase binding.
UUUGCUAUGGGAUAAGAACAACUUCAUAUUGUCAUCAGAACUGUUUAGUUUGGAAGUAUUGCUGCAAAUCUUAAAAAAAAUUGUAAGAAAUUAGUAAAAGCAACGAUGUAAAUUUUGUAAACUGUGCAUAGAAGUACACCGGCUACAUAAUGGAUUCGAAAAAAGAUAUCUACAAUUUAUGGGUGCAGUAUACCACAAAGAAUGAAGAAAUAUAUUUCCGGCAAUUCGUUCAAGGGUUUGUCAGCAUCUGGCAGAACCAGCUUUCGCUUAACUUUGAUGAUGUUCCUAACUGGGCAACGAUUUCACCGGAUUCCGGGCCACACCUGAAUCGGUUACCGGAUGAGUUACUGCCCGCAAUAGAAAAAUUCUUGAUAAUAGCGAGGGAUAGGUUUGAGAAGGCUUUAAGUGAUAAAUCGAAAGAUGAGCAAGAAGCUGAGACACUGAUGGAAAUUAGAUUACUUGUUCAAUGUUUGACAAUAAUUAGCCGGCACUUUGACAACAUUAUAACAAUUAUAAAAUCCAGCUAUAUUUCAAGUUGCGUGGCAAUAUCGAAUUCUAUUAUUAAUAAGUUAAGUUCACAAACUAAUCUAAAAACCGCUCAGCAAGAGUUUAUCAAAAGUUUUAGUAACCUUCUUGAAGCGCUAUAUGAUCCGUACUUCACAUGGAGGAAUUUUCUUCGGGGUGAGAUAGCAGAUUACACAAAACUGAACUGCAAAAUUUCUCCCUUACACGCUGAGAUUGUGCCAUUUCUCUACGAUAGCUUCCAGUUGAAGAAUGUCUGUUACCACCCAGAGAUAGGAAAAAAUAUGUUUCAUAUAUUAGGUGCCGUGAUUUCGGGAUCGCAGGUUGCUUUAGCACCUGUAGUCGUCCAAAAUAUUAACUGUUACUAUCUUAACAAUCCAACCGGUGAAGGAAUAGAAAAUGUGCACAACGGAUUACGUGCCAUAAGCCCUGCAACAGUUACUAUAAUAAUGGACAUCAUUUCUAAAUGGGAGAGCGAUCCUGGUCUACGCAAAAUCGUACUUGAAUGCUUCACUAUGAUGGCUAUUAUAUUACAGAAAUCUAGUCCAGAACAGCGUCAAAUAGAUCUACUCACAAUCUUUCAACUAUUCGUAGGAGCCAUUCAAACGCUGUUAAAAACCGAGCACUUUUUACAAAAAAUGUCACCAGCGGAAAGUUUCGAUUUAGCGCAGAGUGAUAAUAAUUACAUUGAUGUAGGUGCUCUUAGUGCAAUCAUUGAAACUAUCGAACGAUUUUUACCAGAAUAUGUCAACAAACACGUGCUUUGCAAUGCUAUGUUCGAGGCAAAGUUCUUAUUUACGUUGGUUCAAAUACCAGAUUUUGUCAAGUCCUGGAAUAUUGAUCAACAGUUACUUGGUUCGACACUAGUAAGAAGCUUUCACAAACUUUGUAGCAGUUCUGACAAGAUGCAUUACAAUCUGAUGCACACUAAUAAUAUUAACAUUUUAUUCGAUGGUUUAAAGCAGUUUGGUCGUCCCUCGCAUGACUUAGUUUGCGAUUGCCUUUAUUUCGCUUUCGAUGGAGGUGAUAACCGUAAUUUGAAUGCUCGGAUAGUCAGUAAGUUGAUCGAGUGGAUAUCGGAAAUGAGUGAACCAGAGCAAAUCUAUACUAGUGAUGUGCUGCUGAAAAAGUGCACCGCAAAUUUACAAAGCAAACAUGCUGUUGGUGAGCAACGUACAAUCAAGCAAAUUGUUGUUUAUUGUCUUCAAAAUAAGCAUAGACUUGCCGCUAAAUGUUCUAUCAAUUUGUUGAAAUUAAUAGAGGAGCUCGCUAAACACAGCAUUCAUCCAUCAGAAUUAAAGAGUAUGCUUCGACUACUCAGAAUAGAAGAGAAUUUUGAAUACAGGAAACAUUUGUUAGAGGUUAUUCUGCGUGUUUCGCAAUAUCGGCUAUCGUUGGGUACAACCCCAGAAGAAUAUUUGGAUAUACAGAGCAAUACGAACGGUAUUACUAUUCCGGAAAUACGGAAAUGGGACACAGCUCACGGUUUUGUAUUCCAUGCUUGGAUUAGAUUGGACAAGGAUAUUGAACAUUUCAAUGACGACGAAAAUAUAAACUUACAAAACUAUCGACGACAUUUAUAUAGUUUGACCACCAAUUAUGGGACCGGAUAUGAAUUCUUUGUUCAAAAAAAUGGUAACUUUGUGGUCAGCGUAAUAACCAGGAAAGAAUUUUUCACGGCUACUGUGCAGUCAACACAUUUACUCGACGGUCGUUGGCACUCGAUUACCGUCGGUGUAAUCCCCCCAAAGAGAUUAUUCUCGUAUCAUCAGAUCAAUGUGUAUUUGGACGGGGUACAAAAAUUGGGAUCAACUAUGAAAUAUCCAGCGUUUGCUGAACUAUUUCACUACUGUGCCAUUGGUGCACCGUACAACAAUGUUCGCAAGUCAGCGCACACAUCGCACCAGUCGAAUGCAGCACGGAUGAAUGUACCUUCUCCAAGUUCAUCGCCGCCAAUGGAAAAAGAUGAAAAACCAAAGGGUGGGUUGUUCCCAAACUUAAUCGACCGAUCGUUCUUUCCUGGGCUAGUGUCGCAAGUGCCAAGUUAUUUCACACUUCCCGCACGACAAUCGCACUCAUCGCUCGAUCCGAGUGUAAAAUCAUACCCGAUUGGAAUGCAAGAUUUGGUGUUCGGAGAAGCAAUUUGUUUAAAGGGUCAGCUAGGAAGUGUUCUGUUGGCUGAAACAAAUGUGAAUUUGAGAAGUUUAUUUGAAGUUGGUCCCAGCAUUGCUAGUGUUUUGGCUAACGAUAUGAUAGAGUCAUUCGAUAUGGCAUCUAAAUUUGUGUUUUGUUUUUCACCGCGAGCAUGUUUUGACGGUUUGUGCUUAGAUUUGGCACCAGGAAAUCAGUACAAUGGUCAUGUGGUUGCUAGCACUUCACGUAUUUUAUCAGUGCAGCAGGCGAUCAACGGAGUUGGAGGCAUGAUGUCGUUGCUCCCUAUUUUGGAUUCUAUUAGCCAUCUACCAGCCUCAGAUGUGCUUACAUCAGAUGAGCUAAUUCCUCUAACUCCAGUAGCUUCUCCUAUCUGUGACGAAUAUUUCGGAGACUGGGAAAUGUUACAAACUAAUUCACUAACAGAGUCAAAAAUUGUCCAAAAUCCAAUUGCUUGUUUCAUAUGCCUAAUAAGAAAUUUUAUCCACGGAAAUGACUUAAACAAAGAAAACAUUCUUAAAAACGAAGCCAUUGCCAUUAUUAGCCAACUGUUGCAGAACUGCAAUGAGAAUUUGUUCGAUGUGAAUGUUCUGAUGGCAAUACAGCUUUUAGUCGAGUCAGUUCAAAAUGAAAUGCCAUCUGCAAAUAUGGAACUGUUGCAUGUUUUGUAUAAAGAUUUAGUUUUUAAUUUUCGCAUAUGGAUCAGAGCACAGUUUCAAAUCGUCAUAGGGCAUGUUCAGUACAUUAGUACAAUUAUAAAGGACGACAGAAAGUAUUUUCGGAAACAUUUCGGGACACAAUUCAUUUUGGAUGUUAUACAGGAGUUUUUUGGUUCCACGUGUACCCUUCCUUCACAAGAUGCGAAAAUGGUGCGUGAUUCAUUACUAAGGAUUCUCCGCUACUACUAUCAGAAGGAGGUCAAUAUAAAAGAGAUUUCUGCUCUGCUCACUUUUCUGACCGCAGUGAAAGUGGAAGCGGUUGUAGUGGAAAUCCUUGAAAUGUUAACAUCGCUCAUCGACAGCAAGCACGCAAAAGAUCAAAUUUUUCUGUUAAUGUACGAACCGCACAUGGCGGAAGCGCUGUAUACUCUUUUCAUAGACCGUAAUUUUGGAUUGAAUGUGCACUCGCGUUUGCUGAAAUUUAUUGGAAGCAUGUUAAACACAAAGCGAAUUUCCAGCAAACACAAAGCAGCGCUCCGACUGUAUGACGGUUCUAUAGAAUGCAACAGUCUGUAUCCUGGACUGUUCUCGUUCAUGAUACCAUUCGACUUGCAGCCAGAGGUUAUAUUGAAUUUACUGGAUCUGAAUCUUUGUCUGGAUACCGAAAUGGGCUACGCAGGAGCGCUUUGUUUAAUUUAUCACACUAACCUAGCGAGCUUAUCGCUGAAACUAGAAAUCGCAAAACGUAUGAUGACACAUACGUUUACUAAAUCAAAAUCACCACAAAUGAUUGCUAGACAAGUGGGUUGGCAAGAAUCUAUUGCGCGAUUGCUCAUAAAAAAACCAGUGGAAAAUCGAUCAUUAUCGGAGAAAGAAAAGGAAAAAGGACAAAUAUUGACCAACAUCGAAGAGUUUGUGGAACGAGAAAGUGAAUCCUCUGCUGGCGGAGGGGCCAAUGAUUUAAUCAUCUUUGAUGACGAAACAAUGGAGUUAAAGGAUGUUGACAUUUCAAAGGCUAAUUCAUUCAUGACGGAAGCAGCAACUGCGAUUGAACACGAGAUUAAAGAACUUGCAGAUACCGUACAGGAAGCGGUAAAAGAUAAUAUAACAUCUUCCAUUACGUCAGUAUACUCCGCAAUCCGACAGAAAACCUCGGAUAUUCAAGAUACUUUGGAGUCUUUGACCCUAAGCUUCGAAGAAGCAUCGAGCAGAAAGAAAAGUUCGCUUUCAAUUUCAAGCAGCAGCGAAGAAAAUAUUUCUCUCGACGAUUCGUUGGUUGUGUCAACAAGGGAUGAUACUCGUUCAACAAGAAGUGCAGAUGAUAUCGAUAGUGUAGUUACCGGAAUAGGGGACCCGGCUCUGAAGUACACGGAUGAUGGCGAUGAAGAAAACUUAGUGUAUUUAGUUUCUAACAUUUUGUUCACCAUUCUUUGGCGUGGCGUUGAAAAUACUGGAGAUUCGUGGAAAGAAAGGGGUCAAGUGAUGGCGUGCAUAAAUCUGAUAGCACUGAACAAUGAAUUAUACUGUUCCCAUUUAAGUUUAAGAUUACGCAUUUUAGAAAUGGGUGUACAAGCUGCGCUUAUCGAUUUAAGUGAAAAUGCGCAGCUAGCAGUUACACAUCAACAAAAUGCAGCUCAGCUUUUACGACUAGCGUAUGAUUUGGUAGUACUUGAUCCAAAUGAAGACGAUACAAAAAAGUGUUCGACGAAGUUAUUAGAUGGAGUGUUAUCUUUGUUGGAUAUUCUUAUGGUGUUUCAGCAGAGUAGCUCAGAUGACUGGGCGGAAAUGUCGCAUUUGUGUUUAGGUUUACUGUUGAAGUGUUCUAAUAAUCCCAAUUCAAGCCUUGUUGCGAUGGCCACUGCAAAACUGCAUGCACUUUUACAAAAUCGUGUGAAUCAAGAUCCAGCGGAAGUAGGAUUUCUCCUGUAUAGCCUAAACCAGUCAAUUAGUAGUGCGAUAGAUGUUGGUAAUUCAGAACAAUAUUCGUUUCUUAUACCUGUGUUAAAAGCAUUGCUCGAAAAGUCACGCCUUAUAAUUGGAUUAACAGCUGGAGCUCCGGACUUACCUUCGACAUCCUCGGGACCGGUCUUCUUUCAAGACUUUCAGGUGUACUGUACCAGCAAGCAGUGGAGCGGCUUUAUUGACAAAAAGAUAAAGCCUUUGUACGUUUCCUACCAGAAAGACCUAUCCAAUACGCUCUGGGAGCCGCUGAAUACAUUUUGGGCUGAGUGCUACGAGUCGUGUAAAUUUUCAUCUCAGCGUCGUGCGAAGCUCCAAAUGGAAAGUCGUCGAAAGUUUCAGGAGAAAAUAUUGAUCCCUUGUCGUGUAAGGCAAUCGGAGGAGCUUGCACGAGUCAAUGUGCAGCAGACGCAGCGAAAAGCCAGAGAUGCACUCAUCGAUCGACGGUGGAGCACAGUGAAGCGUUUUCUUUACGGAUCAAAAGGAGCGUGGACCAAACUCUCCGAAGAUGAAGAGUUUUGGCGCCUCUCGCACCAUGAAAACAUUUCACGCAUGCGACUGAAGCUAGAGCCCGAUUUAAACCAUGAUCCUCAUGUGGCCGCAUCCAACAUGCGAGAUAAUACAACAAUUUCAUCUCAAAGUCGACGACUUUCAACUGAACUAGGUUCCACCAUUGCUCCGGCGGCACUCGGUGGUGAAAACGUCGAUGAGGAUAUCUUUCUUUUGGAAGAAGAAAUGCGUAGCAGUUUGGAGCCACAAGUACCGGAAACAUCUGGCAAAGAAAAAAUCGUUAUUUCUCAGGAAUGUGAACUAAUAACCCUGAUGACAAGGGUCAAAGGAAGGCUCGAUUUAACGACAAAUCACAUCGUUUUCUCUGAGAUCGGGGUCAUUCGAGACGAUGGACACAGGCACGAUUUCAAAUUUUCCAUCUCGCAGCUUAGGGAACUUCACCUGAGGAAAUUUAACUUACGUCGUAGUGCUUUGGAGAUGUUUCUUGUUGAUCAGACAAGCUACUUCCUGAAUUUUACUACUAAAACCAGGAAUAAAAUUUUCACAAAGAUUCUAAGCUUACAACCACCGAAUAUAUUAUACGGAUCUGGACGAUCACCUGCAGAAUUACUGCGGUCAUCAGGACUGACUCAAAAAUGGAUUAAUCGUGAAGUGUCCAAUUUUGAAUAUUUGAUGCACCUCAAUACGAUCGCAGGACGGUCAUAUAAUGACCUAAGCCAGUACCCAGUAUUUCCGUGGAUAUUAGCGGAUUACACUAGUGACAUUCUAGACCUCAAUGAUCCGAAAUCUUUCAGGGAUCUUAGUAAACCGAUAGGUGUAGUAAACCCAAAGAAUGAAGCAGAAGUACGAAAUAAGUAUGAAAGCUUCGAAGACCCUUCCGGAAUGAUACCAAAGUUUCACUUCGGCACCCACUAUUCAAACUCAGCGGGUGUCUUGCAUUACCUCAUUCGCGUAGAACCCUUUACUUCAUUACACAUCGAGUUGCAAAGUGGCCGUUUCGAUGUAGCCGAUAGACAAUUCCAUUCCAUUCCACAAACGUGGAAGCUGUUAAUGGAUAAUCCAAACGACGUUAAGGAACUUAUUCCGGAGUUUUUCUAUUUCCCCGAGUUUUUGAAAAAUUUAAAUAAACUCGAUCUUGGAGUAUUGCAAACAACUAAAGAGAGAGUAAACGAUGUAGUGCUUCCAACCUGGGCUAAAUCAGCCGAAGAUUUCAUUGCAAUUCACAGAAGAGCUUUAGAAUCAGAAUAUGUGUCACAAAAUCUGCAUCAUUGGAUUGACCUUAUUUUUGGUUGCAAACAGAAAGGACCGAAAGCCGUGGAGGCUCUCAAUGUGUUCUAUUACUGUUCAUACGAGGGAGCAGUAGAUCUCGACAAAAUUACUAACUCUGUCGAGCGAGAAGCCGUAGAAGGUAUGAUCAAUAAUUUUGGUCAAACCCCGUCACAACUACUGAGAGAGCCGCACCCAAGGCGUUUGUCACAAGAGGAGUUGGUAAUGAAAUUACUCAAACUGGAACUGAAGAAACCCGAUCUGACCCUAAUUCUCGAUCGCGUAAAUUGCAUCAACUGUGAGUUAUCGACAGACAAAGAUCCAGUUGUUUACCUAAGUACACCACGUAGUCCACCAAGGUCGUUUCUACAAACCAGUCCGGAUAUGCUGAUAUCGGUAACUAAGAGCGGAAUUCUCGGCUGUCACAGUUGGAUGUCGUUCGAUAAAGAGAAAGGAUUUCUUCUCGAAAUCGAUGCCACUACCUACAACCUUAAGAACCGCAAGAAACUAGUUGGCCCAUUCCAUCCUUCGAUCAAUUUGAAUUCAAAUCUAUUUGCCGUCAGUAUCGAUGGAAAAUAUUUGUAUGCUGGCGGCAUAUGGGACAAUUCAGUUCGAAUAUUUAACAUGACUAGGGGAAAGGUGGUUGCCUCCGCCAUCCAUCAUUUUGAUGUGGUAACGUGCGUGGCACUCGACAGUUGUGGUUCGUAUUUGGUGACCGGUUCGAAAGAUGGUGCCUGUGUUAUCUGGUUGAUUAGCAAUGGUAACACGGCUGGACCAACCAACGCAUCUAAUCUACAACCGAACACAGCGGCAUUAAACCAGAACCUAGCGGGAAAUGUAGUUGGUAGUGCUAACGUGGUGCAUCUUACCAACAAUCUUACGCCCAAGCCAGUGCAUACGUUAUACGGACAUGAUGGCGCCGUUUCGUGUGUAUCCAUCAUGACCGAGCUGGACCUUGUAGUUUCUGGUUCGUUGGACGGCACAGUGAAUGUACACACAAUAAAAGAAGGUCAAUUCAUAAGGACAAUCACCCCUGUCGGGUGUACGGGCGCCAAUAUAGAAAUCUCUUUCAUUACACUUUCCUAUCAAGGUCACAUAGCAUUUUCGGCAUUGGAUGACACUUCGCAUUCAGUCCAUGUGUUCAGUAUUAAUGGUGCUAACCUAGGUUCGAAAUACGUUUCUGGUCGGGUCACAGGAUUGACGACAGCCGCUGACAACCUCGUUGUAUCUGAUGACGCCGGUGAUCUGACUAUGAGUCGUUUGUAUGGGUUGAAACCCAUAUUCGACAUUCCGUUGCAUGUCCCAACACAAACAAUCGUUACAACCGGUGGUAACACGCAUAUACUAGCGCCUCUUCGUGACGGAAAUCUGGCUGUGGUUGGUAUCAUGCAACCAAUUGCUUACAAGAAGCACACCGUACUGAAUGUGUAAUUCAACGUUGUGGAAUUACACAAGAAUCACGUCAAUUGCAGUAUUUUUAUUUCUUUAACUGAAAAUUUGGAGCAGAAAUUUUAACUUUUUAUUACUAGAACAAAGCCGAGUGGCGGAUAAAAAUUGAGAAAUAUUCCAGUAUACCCUCCACAAAGUAUGAUUUGUGAAGACGCUAUUUAACCUCAUUAUCCAUUAUAGUGAUUUCAAAUGCAUUGAGUAAUAAUUUAUUAACAGCUUGCUUCCAAUAUCGCAGUAGUGUAUUCAUAUUCAAUAUUCAAAGUAGGCAGUCGAAUCUAAGCAAAACGUUGAUGUCAUGAAGUAGGUGUUUUUAGAAGAACUGUUGUUUGUAAUAUAUGUUGUUAUUGUAUGAACUAUUAGGCAAACAAUAUUAAACACUAACGCAUAUAAUGGAACUUUUGUUAUUGCUCACAUGCUUUUGAUCAAUAGGAAAUAGGGCAAUAAUGUGCUUUCAAUGGAGGCGCCUAGCCCUUGAUGAAACGGUGUAGAAAAUCGGAAAUGAGCUCAUCUCAUCCAUUAGAUAACUGGCAUAUUUGUUUAGAUUUGUUAUUUUUACGAAUAUUUUUUUUUUUCGCUUUAAAAAAUACUUAAGUUUUUAUCAUUGGUUCAAACAGUAGCAUUUAUAUUAUCAAACACACAACAAAAAUUUAUCACGCAAUUCUAGACAUUAUAAAACUAAUGUAGGGUUAUAUUUCCUCUAGCUAUUCUAACUUAAAAGUUAAACUGAACCUGUUUUCUUCUGUAAUAGGAGCCUAUAUCUGGUCAAUUCGUGAUGACUUUGUUGCCAUUGGCCUCAAGAAGCAUUGCAAUCGAGAAUCCGUCUUUAUUUUUCAAAUUAAUGUUUGUAGAUGCUUGUAGGAGAUAUUUGCUAACCUCAAAGUGCCCUUUAAUAACAGCAAGAUGUAACGGAGUGUUCCCAUUCCGAUCAACGCAGUCGACAUCACAUCGCAAAUCUUCAACAAGCAGUUUAGUCAUUUCGAGCAAUCCCUUUUCAGCAACUAUAUGCAAAACUGUCUCAUCAUCAUAAUUGGAAUUUCUGAAAGCUUUGAGUAAAUCAUUACUGGCACCGUAUUUGAGAAGCAUUCGGUAGAUCUCAAUAUGUCCUUUGCAUGCUGCUCUCAUCAAUGGUGUGGUGCCAUCGUUAUCGGUGAAGUCAACCUUCGCCCCGGCAUUUAUCAACCAGUCUACCAUUGUCAAAUGAUUGCAACUAGCAGCGUAAUGUAAUGGAGUCAUUCCAUGCAAAUCUGUACAGUUCAUAUUUAGAAAAAGUCUGAUUGAGGGCAAAAGCUUCACGAAGCCCUUUUCGGCUAUAAAAUGUAAAACGGUGGUACUAUUUUUGUUUUUAUAACGGUAGCUUCGAACUUAACUAGCAUCUGCACCAAAAUGCAAAAUCAACUGAACCAUUUCAACGUUGCCAUUUUCGAUUGCAAAUAGAAGUGGCGUUUGUUGCUCCUGGUCAUGAUGAUUCACGUCAGCACCAUGGUCCAGGAGAAUUUCCACCGUGCGUAAACUGUUGCUCAUAGCCGCGUAACAAAGAGGAGUUCUAUGUGAGUCAUCUAGUUCAUCAACUAGAACACCUGAGUAGCGGAGAAGUAAGUUGGUUAUUUGAUGUUCAUUUCUCAAGGCUGCAACAUGUAGGUAACUCAUGCCCCUUGGCAUAUCCUUACAUUGUAUCACAGACUUGUCGGUGGUGCAAAUAAGGAACAAAUGCAAAAGAUCGUGGCUGCUCUCCAAAAUAGCCCUUUCAAUGAUUACGCUUGGAUAUAACACAUUAAUUAUGUCGACUAUUUCUUGAUUACCAGCAAUAAACUCGCGACGUUUGUCAAUCAACCAUCUACUAUAAAGGCUGAGAGACUGAGAAGAUUCGAACUGUACAAUGGUUUUCAAAAUGUUUAUCAAAUGGGAUUCAUCUAGAUGAGCUUCCAAUGAGUUGAGUAUUUUUUCAAACAUUGUAACAUCAGAUCUUUGAACAACAAUGCCUAUUGGGCUUAUCCCGUAAUUAUCGCGUUGAAAGAAAGUGUGUAUGUCAACAUAAAAAUAUUCGAUAAUACUUAGAAUGUUUUGACUAACUGCAUGGUGAAGUAUGGUCCUACCAUCUGCAUCAAUAACGCGAUCGUUUAGUUUAAGUUUAGUCAGCAUUCUUAUUAACAAUGUACAGAAUCCUUUUUCAAGUACAAUAUGUAUCAAAGGAUUGUUCGAUUGUUGAGAUCGAAAAGCUUCUACAGGUUCAAUGUUUUCUGUCUUAUCUAAAAGCAAUUCAGCUACUUCUACGUGUCCAGCUAAUGUUGCAGAUAUGAGGGGAGUUUCUUGCAUACUGUCAAUUGUGUCAACCACUGCGCCAUGUGAAAGCAGAAUAAUAAUAGAAUCAUACGACCCUAAUCUAGCAGCAUAAUGUAAUGGUGUCAUAUAAUUAUUGUCUAACACAUUGACAUUUAUACCGAUUCUGUGCACCAAUAGAUCGAUCAAUUCAUUGUUCCUACAGAUUGCAGUAUGGAGUAGAGAUUCUUUGCUAUUCGUGUUCAAUCGGAACUCCCUUGGGUUGGCUAGUUCAACACCGUGAGCUAUAAGCAACUCAGCGGCUUCUUUGUGGCAACUGAUGCAAGCGCGUGUCAAGCUCGUGGUUAAUUCAAGAUCAACAAAGUUGGGAUCUGCCCCAUUUGCCAGCAGUAGCUUAAUGCAUUCCAAUUGGCCAUGCAGAGCUGCUGUUUGGAGAGCUGUAGUCUGGUCUACGUCGCCCACGUCAAUAGGGAAAAUGUUUAAUUGAAGCAAAAGACUAAGCGUAGAGUCAAAUCCCUUCUGGGUUACCACGUGCAGUAAUGUUUCCUGAUCUCUCGUUUGCAUGCGAUAACUGGAUAUCCUUUCAGUAGACGCACCCUUGGAAAUCAAAAAUUCGGCAAUUGACUGAUUACCAUUGAUGAUACUAGCGAUAACUGGUGUUAUCUGCUGAUGAUCCUCUAAAUCAAUGGUGGCCCCUAGGUGCAAUAAUAAUUUAACAGCUUCCAAGCUAUUCGACUCACAGCUAUAAUGCAAUAGGGACUGUCCGUUCGAAUCUUGUGUAUCAGGUGAAAGGUUGUUUUGAGCUAAUAUUUUUUCGACUUCAGUACAGUUUUUGUUAUCGAUUGCUGUACGAAGGAGUGCAAACUUAUUUGUAUUGGAUGUAUCUCCAAUGACAGUUUUCACAAUUUCAACCAAAUGAUCAUUAGCCAAGUUGCAUUCCUGUUGCAAAAAUUUGACCAGAGCUGAAUUUGAGCAGUCAAUUAGAGAUUGUUUCUCAUUGAACGUUUGCAAUAUUUUGAUUGACGACCCGUGAGUUUUCAACCGCUUCGCUAUUUUCAAAUGACCCAUCUCGAGAGCACUAACCAGUGCAGAUCUGCCGUCAUUGUCCAAUAUAUCAAACGGAAAGAUCGUUUUGAUUAGGUACUCGAUAAUGUUCGAUCGAUUAUUAGCAGCGGCAUAGUGUGCCAGGUUUUUUCCAGUGUCAUCCGGAACAGUUCGCUCGAAAAUAUUUCGACUUAAUAAAAGCUUAACUGUAUCCAGCUUUCCAUCCAUAGAAACACGAUGCAAUAGACACAUGCCCUGGUUUGUUCGGUACCGAUAAUUGGCAAUAGCGCUCAGCGAAGCUUUUCGAAUGAUUAGGUAUUCCGCAACCUUCGUAUUCCCGUGCUCUAUGGCUACUACAAGCGGAGUUUUAUCGUCUUCAUUCACGGCAUCUAUUCGAGAUCCGUGUCUGAUCAGCAAUGCUACCAUUUGAACCGUGCCAUAAGCGGACGCCAAAUGUAGAGCAGUCAUCCCGCUCUCAUGAACUGCGUUGACGUCGAAAUCAACAGAACACAACAACAGUUCGCACAUUGCGAUAUUAUUUUUGAAAGCACAAACUUGUAGAAUAUUGUAGCCCGCUGUUUGGUAAUUCUUUAUAAGCUUCGCACUUUGCUCGUUUUGGCUUAGAAAUAGUUUUAAAGCAUCAAUUUGAUUUGUGUUAACCACCAGCGUUAAAGGAUGGUUUUUGUCCUUCACAUUAUAAAAAGGAGAUCCAGCAUCCAUUAAAAAUUUAAGCUUCGAUAGGGCUCUGUUUUGAACCGCAUAGAAAAUGGCUCUAUUUCCAUGCAGGUCCAACUGAUCUACGUCGAUGUUGAAUUCAUUCAAAAGAGUUCGCAACAUUGAAAGACUACCGUUUACCGUUGCAUGGUGAAGUAUCCGUUUCCCGUCGCUACCCACAAAUGAACUGAAUUCGAUGACUGUCAUUGGAAGUGCUUUUAUCAAACGAAAAAUGUCAUCAUCAAGAUCGAGUAAAGCGAUCCGUAUUAGAGAGCUGCAAUCUUGGUUCGAAAUAUCCCAACAAGGAAGUCCUAAGAGAUAUUCCACAACUGCAGAACGUUUUCCACGAAUGGCAGAAUGCAGUACGGUGUCUCCUUGCUCUGUUUGCUUAGCCGAAUCAAAUUCAUGUUUUUCGAUAAAUAAUUUCAAAACUUCUACAUGCCCGAAAUAUGCCGCUGCAUGAAGAGCGGUGCCUUCUUCGAAUAUUGUGUGUGUGAAGUUCUGGCUAUAUUGUGCAUCGGCUCCGAGGGAUAACAGAGCUUUGACAAUUUUAACGUAUCCGCAAUAAAUUGCAAUAACCAAAGGAGUGAGACCUCGUUGGUCUCGAACAUCAGGGAGAGUGUUGUUUUCCAAGAGAAACUCUGCUAUUUUUAUGUGACCAUGAAAGAUCGCUAGUAUAAUCGGAUACGAUAUGAUGUAUUGAUCUUGCAAUUGUUUUACUGCGGUGCUUCCGUGUAAAGUCCAAUAGGUAUACAAUACGUCACAGUUUGCCACCGUUUCUUGAUCAAAAUCGGCUCCCGCUUUAAGAAGCAUUUUUACUACCUCCGGUUUUCCCAAUGAAACCGCCAAUCCUAGUGGCGUUAUACCAAUCAAAUCCGGUUGAUUUACAUUGCAACCGCGGGCUAGCAAAGAGUACAUCAGAUCCUUGUCAUUCGCUUUAACGGCACCGUUUAGCAGCAAUGCUUUAUCAACCGUUGACAUUCGAUGAAAAGUGGCGUCGAUUGCAAAUUGCACAAAACUGUGACUCUUCAACAGAUUCGCAUUUACAAUCAUCAAACUAUCGAUCUGAACAGUAAUCUCUGGCUUUAAGUGACACAUUUUGUGCAGCAAUUUCAACAAUCGCGUAUCGUGUACUUUUAUAUCCAGAUUCGUAAUCGUACAGGUGUAUCCCUGCUUGAAGAACAUCCAAGCUAAUCUAAACUUUGCUUUCUUUAACAAAUACUCGACCGUGGUUGCGCGAUGAAUUGGAUUGAUAAGGUUGCGUCUUAAAAACAAGGUUACGAUCAAUCGAUAGUUUCUCUCGAUGGCACAAACUAACGCAGAAUUUUCAGCUGGCAAAUUGCAGUCAGCACCGUAUCGAAGCAGCUGCUGUACGGUUCGAAAGCUAUUACUAGAACAGGCACUUGCUAAGGCAGUUUUGCCGUCUUCGGACACAGCAUUUACAAGGCCAGAAUCAAAGGCUAAGAUUGCAUCUACCGCUUCGACAUUGUUAUUCGACGAAGCCACCAAAAGUGCGUCCAAUAUUAGUUUGGAAGACUUCGCGAAGGUAGCAAGUUUUCCUAACAGAUGGUGGUGGUUUGUGUAACUGGCCUGUCGUAUCAAUUCACCCAACAUGGUCUGAUCUUUAGAAAGCUCGACUUCAGAAGGUAGCAUCAUUUUUAACAAAUCAUCUUUCCGCAUCCUUACAGCAUAAACUAUUGCUGAUUUGAGUGGAGUAUGGACUUUCGCACCAAAAUUCAACAAUAUCUGCACGCACUCCUGACAGCCGGCGGCUACUGCUAAAUAGAGUGGCGCUUCCUGGGCCGAGUUUGUGAGUUCUAUCAUUUCCGGGCUUAGUUCACAUAAUAUUUGUGCUACGGCGGGUAGUUUACGAAUCACAGCUUGGGUCAGAGGGGUAUGAUCCCAUCUUUGAGAAUCCGCCUUGCAGAAGUCGUAUAAACGUGGGUUGUUGAUAAUCGAGAGAGCGGAUUGUUGAUUCUGGAAAACCAAUGCCAUGUUCAGACUAUCUGCUGUAUAAACACCCCCAAAACGAUGAUCCAAUUCGUUUUCCAACUCAAAGUGGUGGUAUUUCAAAGCCAGGUAGAAAGUUGCAUUCUGACGGAGAGUUUCACUGCUGAAUAAUUGUCUGACGGUAAAUUCAUCAUCGUCAUAGAAGUUAUGCACUUGAUUUGGGCAGAUUUCAAGGAGAACUUCGAAGAAAGAUAUCAAUUUGGUGGGAAAUUGCAGAAGAAAUCGGAUAAUCUCUACAGAAUGUAGGUGGAAUGUUGAUAUCAGGAGACUGUGUUUAUCGAGUGUCCUAGCACCGAUUUCACAACACUUUGUAAUGAGAUCAAACUUUGCUUGUGUAACAAGCUCAAACAAGCUCACUUUUUGACUGAUCGAUGAAUGUUUCCACAGCUCGAUUUCGGAAAUUAAUUCUUGUACGUUCUCGCUGGGAGUGGGGGUCAUCCUAUCAUACAGUACUUUAUCAUCAAAAUGUCGACUCAAACAAAUAGCAUUCAAAAUUACUGUUCUAUGGGGGUUUUUGUUACGGCAUAGCGUUUCAUAUACAAGCGAGUCAUGAGCUAAAUAGUUCCGGAGAUUGCGCCCCGUGAUAACUGAACGAAAAAACGAUAAUGACGAUCUGUUGUCCGGAAUUUUACAUUGCGAGGAUAAAAUUUCCAGAACUUCAAGAAGGAUAAUUUCUAAUGCUAAAUUUUCUGGAGAAUCUAUUUGGUAUCGUUCAAAAGCUUCUAGCAUGGAAAUCAACUGCAGUGGUUCCGCAUCCAUUGGAAUAUCAAUUAUGUUAUUCAAAUCUUUCAACAACUCACUUAGCAUAGCUCGACAUUCAACCAUAUCAUCUUGUCUACAGCGCAAAGCCUUUUGAUUAUCAUAAUCAUACUUAUUGCGCUUACAAAACGCUUUCAAAACGCGAUAUUUAUCGUCCAGUGCAAAUAAGUUGCCAUAAUAUUUACUUAAUAAUUUGUUGAGCUCCUUAAAUUGGUCGCUGGACGUCAACUCUAGUUGCAAUGCCUCAACUAUGGCCUGUGUGGUUUCUAAGUUAUUGCCUUGGCCGUUACCUAAAACUAGCUCAUGGUAUGCAUCUAUUCCAGGAGCCGAUGCAAUCUUCAUUAAAUUUUGUAUAAUAUUGAUCCUUUUCAUAGAUUCUUCAGUCGGUAAAUGUACCUCGAGCUCAAGCAACUUGUUUAGCAAAUGGUUGAAUGUAUGCAAUAUUAAUAUUUUGACACCAUAUCCGCUGAAUUUUGGGUUAUCGUUGCGAUUAUUUAAAAUAUAUUUUGCAUAGUUUUUUUGAUAGGCUAAGUUAUCAUUCAUUAUUAAAUAUCCAAUGCUUGAUGUUGCUAGCUCAGUCAUGAAAUCAACUGUACUACGCUCUACAAAUUUAAUAUAAUUCUGUAGUAUUGUUCUAAUGUUGUCAAUUACGGACAGGUUUUCCUUGUGAUCAUUCCGGUCAUAGUAUUGUUCCAGUUGUGUCAGCAAGUUAUUAAUACCAGUGACAUCAGUAGUUUCAAGAUCGUAAUCUAUUUUAAAUUCAUAAUGAAUCUGACAAGCUUUUGCUAGGGACUGUACCUGUUCAGCAGUGUUGAGCUGAAGAAUUUGACCAAGAAAAGUGUUAAGAAAUUUUUCAAUCUCGCCCACA